AUGCUUCGCUCUAUACCAGCACGCAGUGCUGUUCGCGCUCUCAGACAAAAGCAAAGAUGUUAUACACGGUCCUUCUCAAAUACACCCGCCCCUGCAGCAAUUGCCAUUUCCAAGAAAGGUCCAGCUGCUGUUAGAACACAAACAACGGCCGCCACCGCAGCCGCCCCCUCACCACAACCUAGAGAAAGUCCAAGCCCAGCAUUUAACACCACUCCAACAAAACGCGAAAAUCCUUUACAAAAUGCUCGACAACCAGAAAUGGACGAGUCGUUCAUUGGGAUGACUGGAGGUGAAAUCUUCCAUGAGAUGAUGCUUAGACAAGGAGUCAAGCAUAUCUUCGGUUACCCUGGCGGUGCAAUUCUGCCCGUUUUCGAUGCUAUCUACAAUUCAAAACAUUUCGACUUCAUCCUCCCCAAACACGAACAAGGUGCUGGGCAUAUGGCGCAGGGCUAUGCUAGGGCCAGUGGACUGCCAGGAGUUGUUCUCGUCACUUCGGGACCCGGUGCUACGAAUGUCAUUACUCCCAUGCAGGAUGCCCUCUCGGAUGGAACCCCAUUAAUUGUCUUCACCGGACAGGUUGUAACAACAGCAAUUGGCAGUGAUGCUUUCCAGGAGGCAGAUGUUAUUGGUAUCUCAAGAGCAUGCACAAAAUGGAACGUGAUGGUCAGGAACGUGGCGGAGUUACCCAAGAGGAUAAAGGAGGCUUUUGAAAUCGCCACAUCUGGACGACCUGGACCAGUCUUGGUAGAUCUACCAAAAGAUGUCACAGCUGCUAUUCUUCGAAAAGCAAUCCCUAUGGGCAGUACUCUUCCAUCCCUCCCUAGCCACGCAUCAAAGGCAGCAAUUGAUGCUAGCCAAAAGCACUUGACCGCUACCCUCCAACGUGUGGCUGAGUUGGUUAAUAUUGCCAAGAAACCAGUUAUCUAUGCUGGUCAGGGUGUCAUUGGAGGCCCAGAAGGGCCUAAGCUCUUAAAAGAGUUCGCCGAGAAGGCAUCUAUCCCCGUUACAACUACUCUCCAAGGACUUGGUGGCUUUGACGAGCUUGAUGAGAAGGCUUUACAUAUGCUCGGUAUGCACGGUACAGCCUACGCUAACCUUGCCAUGCAAGACGCAGAUCUUAUCAUUGCUCUUGGGGCCCGUUUUGAUGAUCGCGUAACUCUCAGCGUUCCAAAGUUUGCCCCACAAGCUAAGGCCGCUGCUGCUGAAGGACGAGGGGGUAUCGUCCACUUCGAAAUCAUGCCGAAGAACAUCAACAAGGUUGUUCAAGCGACUGAGGCUGUAGAAGGGGAUGUCGCUGCAAACCUGGCCCUUCUCUUGCCCUUAGUCCAGAACAAGAGUAUGACUGAUAGGAAAGAGUGGUUCGACAAGAUCAAGUACUGGAAAGAAAAGUUCCCUCUCUCAGCAUAUGAAAAGGCAGACCGAACAGGCCUUAUCAAGCCUCAAACUCUCAUCGAAGAGCUUUCGAAUCUGACCGCUGACCGGAAAGAAGAGACCAUCAUCACCACUGGUGUAGGGCAACAUCAAAUGUGGACAGCUCAACAUUUCAGGUGGCGGCAUCCAAGAACAAUGAUUACUUCCGGUGGUCUCGGAACUAUGGGUUUUGGUCUUCCUGCAGCCAUUGGAGCCAAAGUUGCCCGGCCUGAUUCUCUCGUCAUAGAUAUCGAUGGCGAUGCUUCCUUCAACAUGACUCUAACCGAAAUGUCUACAGCAAAACAGUUCAACAUUGGCGUCAAGAUCAUCGUAUUAAACAACGAGGAGCAAGGAAUGGUCACUCAAUGGCAAAAUAUCUUUUACGAGGACCGAUACUCGCAUACACACUCUGAGAACCCAAAUUUCAUGAAACUUGCCGAUGCUAUGGGUAUCCAAGCUAGGAGAUGUAUCAAACCGGAUGAUGUCAAGGAUUCUUUGAAGUGGUUGAUUGAAAGUGAUGGCCCAGCAUUUUUGGAGGUCGUUACCGAUAAGAAGGUCCCUGUCUUGCCCAUGGUGCCUGCUGGGAGUGCUUUACAUGAGUUCUUGGUUUGGGAUGAACAAAAAGACAGAGAACGCCGAAAGACAAUGGUAAAGAGGACAGCUGGCAAGCAUGGUGUCUAA
This is a messenger RNA of Lachnellula hyalina, 2091 nucleotides long. RefSeq names its product Acetolactate synthase catalytic subunit, mitochondrial (gene ILV2). The transcript has 5 exons. Gene Ontology annotation, biological process: L-valine biosynthetic process. Gene Ontology annotation, molecular function: thiamine pyrophosphate binding; flavin adenine dinucleotide binding; magnesium ion binding. The coding region runs from base 1 to 2091 and encodes 696 amino acids. The record is from RefSeq and is a predicted model, not a curated record. Gene Ontology annotation, cellular component: acetolactate synthase complex; mitochondrion. NCBI's taxonomy places the organism in Eukaryota, Fungi, Ascomycota, Leotiomycetes, Helotiales, Lachnaceae.